Molecule: messenger RNA, 4551 nt
Organism: Saccharomycopsis crataegensis
Lineage: Eukaryota; Fungi; Ascomycota; Saccharomycetes; Ascoideales; Saccharomycopsidaceae
Exons: 1
Coding region: 1-4551 (1516 amino acids)
Biological process (GO): transmembrane transport
Cellular component (GO): membrane
Molecular function (GO): ABC-type transporter activity; ATP binding; ATP hydrolysis activity
Source: RefSeq, a predicted model, not a curated record
AUGUCUGAAAAAUCCGGUUAUUCACACUCAUUUGACGACAACGUCGAAGACUACCAUCCUGGUGAAAAGUCAGCCAAUAGGUUGACCAAAUCAAUUUCAAGGAUAUCUUCAAGAAUUUCGGGUAGUUUUGCUAGAGCCGAUGAUGUUGAAGGUCAAACUGACCAAGCAAUUUUCGCUAACCAUCUACAGAAUGCUGUCUCUAACCCACAAACCGUGGAAAGAAUCCAAUCUUUGGCAAGAACUUUGUCAAGAAAAACCAAGAAAGAAUUAAAUAAAUUCGAAAUUGACACUGAAGAAUUUGAUUUGCAACUGUUGCUUGAUUAUUUGCAAUCAAAAGCUUCUGAACAAAACAUUACUUCCUCACAUGCUGGUGUUGCAUUCAAAGACGUUGUUGCUUCUGGUAAAGAUGUCAAUGCUGCUUAUGCCCCAACUGUUUACGAAAUGAUGUUAGCCGCUCUCAACUUUUUUCCAAAUUUGGUGAAAAAAGAUACAACACCUCAUCGUGAUAUCAUCAAAGGAUUCAAUGGGGUUCUUGAAUCUGGUGAAAUGUGUCUUGUCCUUGGUCGUCCUGGUGCCGGGUGUAGUACUUUUUUGAAAACUUUGACUGGGGAAACUAGUGAAUUGACUUCUUUUGGCGGUGAUUUCUCUUAUGAUGGUUUAUCCCAUGAAGAAAUGAUGACCUUGUUCAAGAAUUACAUUAUUUACAAUCCCGAACUAGAUGACCAUUUCCCAACCAUUACGGUGAAAGAAACUAUUGAUUUUGCUUUGAAAACCAAAACUCCUGAAACCAGAAUUGAUGGUAUGACCAGAUCUCAAUACGUUAACAACAUGAGAGACUUAUGGUGUACCGUUUUUGGUUUGAGACACACUUAUGCCACCAAUGUCGGUAAUGACUUCGUUAGAGGUGUUUCUGGUGGUGAAAGAAAGAGAGUAUCUAUUGUGGAAGCCUUAUCAUGUGAUGCUUCGAUUUAUGCAUGGGAUAAUGCCACCAGAGGGCUAGAUGCCUCUACGGCUUUGGAGUUCUCCCAAGCUAUUAGAGUCGCUACCAACAUGUUGAAGAAUUCAGCUUUCGUGGCGAUUUAUCAAGCUGGGGAAAAUAUUUACGAAUUGUUUGACAAAGUUACUGUCGUUUACUUGGGUAAACAAAUCUACUGGGGUCCUGCAGAAAAGGCUAAAGCCUACUUUGAAAAAAUGGGUUGGCAAUGUCCUCAAAGAAUGACCACUCCAGAAUUUUUGACCUCGCUUACCGAUCCAAAUGGUAGAAUUACAAAGCCUGGUUUUGAAAAUAAAGUUCCUCAAACCUCAGAGGAAUUUGAAGAGUAUUGGUUGAACUCUCCUGAGUACCAAGAGUUGAUGACCGAGUACGAUAACUAUAUCGCUGGACAUUCUCAUGAUGAUACCUUGAACAGAUUAGAAAUUGCCACUUCCCAGCGAAAACAAAAAUUAUUGAGAAAAUCCUCACCAUUUGUCGUUUCAUACUUUCUGCAACUUUGUUACUUGGUCACCCGUGGUCUUCAAAGAGCCAGAGGUGAUAUGACUUAUAUUACCAUUUAUUUGACCACUUUCCUUGUUAAAGGUUUGAUCGUUGGUUCUAUGUUUUACAACAUUCCUGAAGACACUUCUGGUGCUGAUUCUCGACUGGGUAUUCUUUUCUACUGUCUUGUUUACUGUGCCGUUACUUCUUUGGCAGAAAUCGCAAAAUCUUUUGCCAACAGAAAGAUCACCUUGAAACAAAAAUCUUAUUCUAUGUACCAUUUGUCUGCCGAAGCUUUGCAAGAAAUUGUUACGGAGAUGCCAGUGAAAAUUUGUGCUAUUAUCAUUUUAGCAUUGACUUCUUACUGGAUGCCUAAUUUGAAACAUCAAGCAGGCCCAUUCUUCAUGUACUUGAUUUUCUUAUUUUUGAUCAACCAAUGUUUCUCAUUUAUGUUCAAAUUAAUCGCUACUUUGGCUUAUGAUGGGGAAACCGCUCAUGCCCUUGGUGGAUUGUGGGUGAUUAUGUUGGCAGUUUAUUGUGGUUUUAUUAUGAAAUUGCCAUUCGCUCAUCAUGUUCUUAAGUGGGUCCACUGGAUCAACCCAAUGUACUAUUGUUACGAACAACUCAUGGCUACCGAAUUCCACGGCAGACUUAUGAAAUGUGCUGAAAUGGUUCCUAAUGGCCCUUCAUAUGAUGCUUUUGGCAUUGCCAACAAAGUCUGCUCCCUUUAUGGUUCUAUUGCUGGACAAGAGUAUAUCAGUGGUGAUGCUUACAUCAAGAAACAAUAUAGUAUGGAAUAUAAGCAUACAUGGAGAAAUUUUGGUAUUAACAUUGCCUGGACCGCUGGUUUCAUUAUUGUCUAUACUAUUCUUUCAGAAUAUUUGAAGAAUGUUGUUGGCGGCGGGGAUAUGUUGUUGUAUAAGCGUGGCCACUUACCAAAGAACUCCAAUGAGUCUAUUGACGGUAAAGUUGCCAACAGAGAAGAAAUGAUGAAAGCUUUGAAUGAACCUGGUGCUGAUUUGCAAAAAAUUGUUGCCGAAAAGGACGUCUUCUCAUGGCAAAAUUUGGACUACGUUAUUCCUUACGAUGGAGCUACCAGACAAUUGUUGGACAAUAUUCAAGGUUAUGUCAAGCCAGGUAAUAUGAUUGCGUUGAUGGGUGAGUCUGGGGCUGGUAAAACCACUCUUUUGAAUACCUUGGCUCAAAGAAUCAACUUUGGGGUUAUCACUGGUGAUAUUUUAGUGAAUGGUAGACCAAUUGACGCUUCUUUCAAGAGAAGAACUGGCUAUGUGCAACAACAAGAUUUACAUUUGGCGGAAUGCUCUGUUAGAGAAUCAUUAAGAUUUGCUGCUGAUUUACGUCAACCUAAGGCCACCCCUCAAUCAGAAAAAUACGAAUACGUUGAAACUAUCAUUAAGUUGUUAGGCAUGCAAAACUAUGCUGAAGCUAUCGUUGGUAAAAUUGGUCGUGGUCUUAACGUUGAACAAAGAAAGAAAUUGUCCAUUGCUGUUGAAUUGGUUGCCAAGCCAUCAUUGUUAUUGUUCCUCGAUGAACCAACUUCUGGUUUGGAUUCCCAAUCUGCUUGGUCUAUUAUUCAAUUCUUGCGGGCCUUGGCUGAUUCUGGUCAAGCGAUUUUGUGUACCAUCCAUCAACCAUCAGCGACUUUAUUUGAAGUGUUUGACAAGUUAUUGUUGUUGAAAAAAGGUGGUAAGACUGUUUAUUUUGGUGAUAUUGGCCCACAUUCUGAAACCAUGUUGAAUUAUUUCGAAAGACAAUCGGGAGUCAAGUGUGCUACACAAGAAAAUCCUGCUGAAUAUAUUUUGAAUUGUAUUGGUGCUGGUGCCACCGCCUCUGCCGCUGAUGAUUGGCAUGAGCUUUGGAUUAACUCCCCUGAAUAUCAACAAGUUACUGAGGAAAUCGCGGUAUUGCACAGAGAAUUGCCAUUGAGACCAGUGGCUGAAAAUGCUGACACUUUGAAAUCGACUUUUGCCACUUCAUGGGAUAAACAGAUGUGGUAUGUUUUGAAGAGAACGUUCUUGCAAUUCUGGAGAUCUCCAAUUUACAUUCGUGCCAAGUUCUUGGAAUGUGUUUCUUGUUCGUUAUUCUUGGGUAUUUCUUUCAUUGGUUUAAACACAUCAGCGUCUUCUGCCACUAAUGCAUUUGCCUCAGUUUUCAUGUUAUUGGUGAUUGCUUUAGCCAUGAUUAACCAAACACAUGUUUUCGCUUAUCCAUCCAGACAAUUGUACGAAGUUAGAGAAGCAGCUUCCAAUACUUUCCACUGGUCUUGUCUUUUGUUGUGCCAUACUUUUGUUGAAGUAGUCUGGUCAACCAUUUGUAUGUUUUUAUGCUGGGUCUGCUUUUUCUGGCCAGCCAUUCAAGGGCAUGGCUCUGUCGAAAGAAACGGUUAUUUCUUCUUUGUCUUUGUGUUAAUCUUCCCUCUUUAUUUUAUCAGUUACGGUUUAUGGAUCCUCUAUUUCUCUCCAAAUGUUCCUUCUGCUGCAAUGAUCAACUCCAUGCUUUUCGCUGCCCUCAUGUUGUUUUGUGGGAUUUUGCAACCUGAACAAUUCAUGCCUGGCUUUUGGACUUUUAUGUACAAAGCCUCACCAUUCACUUAUUUUGUCGAUUCCUUUGUUUCUGCCCUUGUCCAUAAUAGAGAAGUCAAGUGUACCAAAGAUGAAUUUUUAUCCUUCCCACCACCUGCUGGUCAAACUUGUGGUAGUUACAUGGAGGAUUAUAUGAAUGCUUCUACUUUCACCGGUUACCUCAAGGAUGCUAGUGCUACUGAUAUGUGCCACUAUUGCCAAUAUAAUUACCAAGAUGAAGUUGUUGCCCAAUUCAAUGUCAAAUGGGAACACAGAUGGAGAAAUUUUGGAUUCUUCUGGGUCUAUAUUGUUUUCAAUUUCGCUGCCAUGUUGGGUUGCUAUUACAUUAUGAGAGUCAAGGUCUGGAGUUUGAAAUCAGUUCUUGAUUUCAAAAAAUGGUUUAAUGGUCCUCACAAGGAUAAGCAUGAAAAAGAUACCACUGUCUUCCAACAAAAACCAGGAGACGAAAAGGUGCUUAAGCCAAAAAAUCUUUAA